This is a messenger RNA of Sander lucioperca (pikeperch), 4001 nucleotides long. Its product is annotated as NACHT, LRR and PYD domains-containing protein 12-like. Gene Ontology annotation, molecular function: protein binding. The transcript is spliced from 17 exons. Lineage: Eukaryota; Metazoa; Chordata; Actinopteri; Perciformes; Percidae. Bases 520 to 3978 code for a protein of 1152 amino acids. The record is from RefSeq and is a predicted model, not a curated record.
UGAAGCUGAAACAGGUUUGUUGUUUUGCUGUCAGAGACGAAGGUUUCAGUCGACACACGAUAAGAUGUCUGGGUGUCCCAGAGGUCUUCCAGUUGGAGCUGCAGCGUGAGAAACCCUCCAAUCAGAGCAGUCCAGUACGUGGAGCUGUGACUCAUCAGGAAACAACUCACCUGAGUUCUUCUUCAUCAACUCUUCUGACUGUUUGAAGAAACUAGACGAAGGUUUCAGUCGACAGACACGAUAAGAUGUCUGGGUGUCCCAGAGGUCUUCCAGGUGGAGCUGCAGCGUGAGAAACCCUCCAAUCAGAGCAGUCAAGUACGUGGGGCUGUGACUCAUCAGGAAACAACUCACCUGAGUUCUUCUCCGUCAACUCUUUGGACUGUUUGAAGAAACUGACCCAUCAGAGACCAGACCCUGCUGAACCUGAACCUGAACCUAGCUGUGUGUCCAUGAAGAGUAACCGGUCCAUGGAGCCACCACUACUUUAAAAAAAGACCUCUAAGGGAGAGGAGAAUAGAAAUGGAGGAGAGGAGACUAGAAAUGGAGGAGAGAGGAUUGAUGGAGAGACUUGAAUGGCAGAAGGAGCGAAUUGCAAUGGAAAGUGAAAUUGAAAUGUUAAGAAGAAGAUUGAGGACCCAGAAGAAACCAGAGUCUCCUGAACCUGAACCUGGACCGGAACCUGAACCCAGCUGUGUGUCCUUUAAGAGCGACCGGUCAAAGCAACGCUAUAUUGACUUUAAAGGUCAACAACCCUCUGCUGAAAAGAGGAUCCAUCAAAGACCAGACUCUGCUGAACCUGAACCCAGCUGUGUGUCCUUCAAGAGUGACCAGUCAAAUUACCGCUUUAUUGAGUUUAAAGGUCAACAACCCUCUGCUGAAAAGAGGAUCCAUCAAAGACCAGACUCUGCUGAACCUGAACCCAGCUGUGUGUCCUUCAAGAGCGACUGGUCACAUCAAGGCCUCAUUGACUUUAAAGGUCAGCAACCCUCUGCUGAAAAGAGAGAGGACCAGGAGAGCUCAGAGGUUCCCAGUGGUCAGUCUGCCAAGCAGCAUCAAACACACCUGGACUCCAUAUUUAUGCUGUUGGAGGAGAACAUCGGCACUUUUGUGAAGAAUGAGCUGAAGAAGAUCCAGAAGGUUCUGAGUCCAGAUUACCCAGAAUGCUCAGAGAGUCAGAGGGAGGGUGAGGAUGAGGAUGAAGAGCAGAAGAGCAGCAGAGAGGCAUUUCUGAAAAUCACACUGCACUUACUGAGGAGAAUGAAGCAGGAUGAGCUGGCUGACCGUCUGCAGCGCAGAAGUUCUGCUGGAGUGUGUAAACGUAAACUCAAGACUAACCUAAACAAGAAGUUCCAGUGUGUGUUUGAGGGGAUUGCUAAAGCAGGAAACCCAACCCUUCUGAAUCAGAUGUUCACAGAGAUCUACAUCAUGGAGGGAGGGACUGCAGAGGUCAAUGAUGAACAUGAGGUCAGACAGAUUGAAAUAGCAUCCAGGAAACCAGACAGACCAGAAACAACAAUCAGACGAGAAGACAUCUUUAAAGCCCCACCUGGAAGAGAUGAACCAAUCAGAACAGUGAUGACUAAGGGAGUGGCUGGCAUCGGAAAAACAGUCUUAACACAGAAGUUCACUCUGGACUGGGCUGAAGGCAAAGCCAACGAGGACAUCCAGUUCAUAUUUCCUUUCACUUUCAGAGAGCUGAAUGUGCUGAAAGAGAGAAAGUACAGCUUGGUGGAACUUGUUGAUUACUUCUUCGGUGAAACCAAAGAAGCAGGAAUCUGCAGGUUUGAAGAGUUCCAGGUUGUCUUUAUCUUUGACGGUCUGGAUGAGUGUCGACUUCCUCUGGACUUCCUCAACACUGAGAUCUUGAAUGAUGUUACAGGGUCCACCUCAGUGGGUGUGCUGCUGACAAACCUCAUCAGAGGGAAUCUGCUUCCCUCUGCUCGCCUCUGGAUAACCACACGGCCUGCAGCAGCCAAUCAGAUCCCUGCUGACUGUGUUGACAUGGUGACAGAGGUCAGAGGUUUCACUGACCAACAGAAGGAGGAGUACUUCAGGAAGCGAUCCAAUGACAAGAAGCAGGAAAGCAGAAUCAUCUACCACAUCAAGACAUCACGAAGCCUCCACAUCAUGUGCCACAUCCCAGUCUUCUGCUGGAUCACUGCUACAGUUCUGGAGGACGUGUUGAAGACCAGAGAGGGAGGAGAGCUGCCCAAGACCCUGACUGAGAUGUACAUCCACUUCCUGGUGGUUCAGUCCAAACUGAAGAACAUCAAAUACGGUGGAGGAGCUGGGACCGAUUCAAACUGGAAUAAAGAGACGAAGAAGAUGAUUCGGUCUCUGGGAAAACUGGCUUUUGAGCAGCUGCAGAAAGGCAACUUGAUAUUCUAUGAAUCAGACCUGACGGAGUGUGGCAUCGAUAUCACAGCAGCCUCAGUGUACUCAGGAGUGUUCACACAGAUCUUUAAAGAGGAGAGAGGACUGUACCAGGACAAGGUGUUCUGCUUCGUCCAUCUGAGUGUUCAGGAGUUUCUGGCUGCUCUUCAUGUCCAUCUGACAUUCAUCAACUCUGGAGUCAACCUGCUGUCAGAAGAUCAAACAACCUCCCGGCUGCCUAAAGUCUUCAGAGUCAAACCUAAAGUAAAAUGUCUCCUUCAGAGUGCUGUGUACGAAGCCUUACAGAGUCCAAAUGGACACCUGGACUUGUUCCUCCGCUUCCUCCUGGGUCUUUCACUGCAGACCAAUCAGAAUCUCCUACGGGGUCUGAUGACACAGACAGGAAGUAUCUCAGAGACCUGUCAGGAGACAGUUGAGUACAUCAAGAAGAAGUUCAGUGAGGAUCUGUCUGCAGAGAGAAGCAUCAAUCUGUUCCACUGUCUGAAUGAACUGAAUGAUCGUUCUCUAGUGGAGGAGAUCCAACAAUCCCUGAGAUCAGGAAGUCUCGCCACAGAUAAACUGUCUCCUGCUCAGUGGUCAGCUCUGGUCUUCAUCUUACUGUCAGCAGAAAAAGAUCUGGACGUGUUUGACCUGAAGAAAUACUCUGCUUCAGAAAAGGAUCUUCUGAGGCUGAUGCCAGUGGUCAAAGCCUCCAACAAAGCUCUACUGAGUGGCUGUAACCUGUCAGAGAGAAGCUGUGAAGCUCUGUCCUCAGUUCUCAGCUCCCAGUCCUCUAGUCUGAGAGAGCUGGACCUGAGUAACAACAACAUGCAGGAUUCAGGAGUGAAGCUGAUCUCUGAUGGACUGAAGAGUCCACACUGCACACUGGAGACUCUCAGUCUGUCAGGCUGUCUGAUGUCAGAGGAAGGCUGUUAUUCUCUGGUCUCAGCGCUGAGCUCCAACCCCUCCCAUCUGAGAGAGCUGGACCUGUGCUACAAUCAUCCUGGAGACUCAGAAGUGAAGCUACUGUCAGCGGGACUGGAGGAUCCUCUCUGGAGACUGGAAACUCUCAGACUGAGUGGCUGUAACCUGUCAGAGAGAAGCUGUGAAGCUCUGUCCUCAGUUCUCAGCUCCCUGUCCUCUAAUCUGAGUCAGCUGAACCUGAGUAACAACGACCUGCAUGAUUCAGGAGUGAAGCUGAUCUCUGUUGGACUGAAGAGUCCACACUGCACACUGGAGACUCUAAGACUGAGUGGCUGUAACCUGUCAGAGAGAAGCUGUGAAGCUCUGUCCUCAGUUCUCAGCUCCCAGUCCUCUAGUCUGAGAGAGCUGGACCUGAGUAACAACGACCUGCAGGAUUCAGGAGUGAAGCUGAUCUCUGUUGGACUGAAGAGUCCACACUGCACACUGGAGACUCUCAGUCUGUCAGGCUGUCUGAUCUCAGAGGAAGGCUGUUCUUCUCUGGCUUCAGCUCUGAGCUUCAACCCCUCCCACCUGAGAGAGCUGGACCUGAGCUACAAUCAUCCAGGAGACUCAGGAGUGAAGCUACUGUCAGCGGGACUGGAGGAUCCAAGCUGGAGACUGGACACUCUCAGAUUCCUGUGAACUCACACUGGACACAAACACAG